Verruconis gallopava is the source of this 944-nucleotide messenger RNA. RefSeq lists its product as uncharacterized. The coding region runs from base 46 to 369 and encodes 107 amino acids. NCBI's taxonomy places the organism in Eukaryota, Fungi, Ascomycota, Dothideomycetes, Venturiales, Sympoventuriaceae. The transcript is spliced from 3 exons. The record is from RefSeq and is a predicted model, not a curated record.
CUCUGCUCAGACUUUCUGCAGUAGCAUGUUGUAUUGGCAUGUUCUAUGGUCUCUUCUUUGCGGCUGUCUACUAGCUCCGGGGUUCCUAGGCUGGAUUGCAACCGUCCUACUGCCUCUAGGUUAUAUCUCCAUAUCUUCUGUUUUCUGGGUAGUAGCGCAGGCCCCCUUGCCUGGAUACACUCCAGUUUGGUCUGCUUCUGUCUAUUGUAUGGUCCGUCAUUAUGGCUGAAGAUUAUUCUGAUCAUUCUUGGAGAAAUGUUUAGAAUGAUCACACACUUGAUCUUACGUCUUACCUUGGGAUUAGCGCCCAACCAUUCGCGGGACAAAGAUGUGACCAUCCGACUCCCGCCGCAAAUGACUUGCAUCUGAAAUAGAAUCUUUUGGGGAAGAUUCUUGAGAAGCUCAAGAAUUUGAGUGCCGAGCGUCAAAGAAUAGAUGAGGAGCAACAGAGGAUAAACGCAGAGGAGCAGAAAAUCCUUUCGCAACUUGUUCGAAUUCUCAAGAUCCUAAAUCUUGCCGAGGAUCGCGCAAAGGCAAAAGCUGCUGCCUAAUGGAUGAACUGAAAGAAGAGGAAGAGGCAGAGAAUCUGGAACGGCGGCCUAACAGACGGAGAGCUUCGCGAGACGACUGAUACCGUCACCUUCGAUCCAGCUACCAAAGUCUUCACCGGAGGGAUCCCAACUGAGCUAGGAUUCUGAGCGUAGAACGGCUGUGUUAGGAAUAUCUUCCCAAUGGCGACUAGCUCUGCUAACGCAAGCUACUUCGGAAGUUAUGAGCUGCCUCGAGCCAGUGGGCAGCAGUAUUUUCUCCGGGGGUGUUGAGGAAAGGGACGAUCAAUAAGAGGAGAAAGACUUUAUAGCUUGGGGUAGUGAAGCUUCAGGUACGGAAGGAGAUUCAAACCGACAGAAUAGAUAAACUAUACAAUUUAAUUACAGUGAUCGUAG